This is a messenger RNA of Pantherophis guttatus, 2567 nucleotides long. RefSeq names its product oligodendrocyte transcription factor 2 (gene OLIG2). Gene Ontology annotation, cellular component: nucleus. Gene Ontology annotation, molecular function: DNA-binding transcription factor activity, RNA polymerase II-specific; E-box binding; protein dimerization activity. Gene Ontology annotation, biological process: neuron differentiation; myelination; oligodendrocyte differentiation. The record is from RefSeq and is a predicted model, not a curated record. NCBI's taxonomy places the organism in Eukaryota, Metazoa, Chordata, Lepidosauria, Squamata, Colubridae.
CCGGAGCCGGAAAGGUGCUUCUUAUUAACGGUAUUUGGGGGCAACCCGCAGCUCAGCUGGAACGGAUCCGGCUGGCCAGGGAGACCCGCUCCGAACUGCGGCCGGGGCGGCGGGCCAGCAUGGACUCGGACGCCAGCCUGGUGUCGAGCCGCCCUUCGUCUCCGGAGCCCGAUGAGCUCUUCGUGUCGGCCAGGAGCAAGAGCGGCGGGGGCUUCUCGGCGGGCGGCGCCGUAUCCAGUUCGACGCCCAGCGAUUCCCCCGCGGAGCUCAGCGCGGAGCUGCGCAGCGCCAUGAGCGCCGCCGGGGUGGUGGUGGUGGACAAGCUGGCCUUCAAGUCGCCCUCGUCGUCCUCGUCCUCCUCCUCCUCGUCGUCCUCUUCCUCGGCCUCCAAGAAGGACAAGAAGCAAAUGACGGAGCCGGAGCUGCAGCAGCUGCGCCUGAAGAUCAACAGCCGGGAGCGCAAGCGGAUGCACGACCUCAACAUCGCCAUGGACGGGCUGCGGGAGGUCAUGCCCUACGCGCACGGCCCUUCGGUGCGCAAGCUCUCCAAGAUCGCCACCCUCCUGCUGGCGCGCAACUACAUCCUGAUGCUCACCAACUCGCUGGAGGAGAUGAAGCGCCUGCUCAGCGAGAUCUACGGCGGCCACCACGCCGCCGGCUUUCACCCCGCCGCCGCCGCCGCCGCCGCCGCCGCUUGCUCGGGGAGCCUGGUGGGCCACGCCGCGCCUCUGCCCGCUCACCCGGCUUCCCACGCCGUGCACCACCCCAUCUUGCCCCCUGCCGCCGUCUCCAGCGCUUCCCUGCCCGGCUCCGCGGGGCUUUCGGCCGUCAGCUCCAUCCGACCCUCGCACGGCUUGCUCAAGUCUCCGCCGAGCGCUGCGGCUGCAGCCGCCGCCGCCGCCGCUGCCGCCGCCGCCGCCGCCGCCGCGGCUCCGCUGAGCGGCGGCUUCCAGCACUGGGGCGGGAUGCCGUGUCCCUGCAGCAUGUGCCAGGUGCCGGCCCCGUCGCACCACCACGUCUCCGGGCUGAACGCGCCCAACCUGCCCAGAUUGACCGGCGACGCCAAAUAAAAGGCGGCGCGGCGGGAAGGAGGGAGGGGAGGGCAGGCAACCGGGAGCGGGGAUGACCCCUUGGGGAGAGGCAAUCGCCCGCCAGCCCAAGGUAGGUUUCCUCCAGGACUUUCCGAGAGAGCGAAUCCAAAGCCCCGGACGCUAAAGGCCCUCGGAGAAGGAGUCCGUCCAUCGCGGAACUGAGCUGCCGCCUUCGCUCCGCUGCCAGCCCCGGUUCGGGUGGAAACGCAGCAGGCGCGGCUGUUGGAAGUGAGAGUCGGGUUUCUCUUCUUUCUCUUUGUAAAGACAGGAAGGACGCAGACCUGGGUUAGACACUCGCCUUCAAAGAUAAGGACCCAAAUGCCCAUCCUUUCUUCCCACCUUGAAGUUUAUUGCUUUGUUUUUUUUUUCCUUUUCAAAAGUAGAGGGGGCGGAUUUGCAGGCCGUCUUAACUACUUGAUCUACAAUUUCGUGGAAGCUGGGAAACCUUUGGGACCGGAGUUCGCGGAGGGAAUCGCCUAGGACUAGGUUUCUCUCUGGAUGUCCCUGAGUGAGGGGUAUUUGUAACAAUUGUAAACGUAGCACUGGUUGGAGAUUCUUAUGUGGAAAUAUACCCCACUGAUUUCAGAGUAGUUGGCUCUCAGCCUAAACACAAUCUAGAUUUGUAGGGCUUUCGGGAACAAAAUGAUCCUGUGACCCUACUUAGAAGAAAGCGACUGGUCUUGGGCGCGAUCCAAUCGAAGUUGAGCAGUUUUAAGCGCUGCUGAUCUUCAAUCCCGACGUUAGAACGUUUAUUCCAAAGUGAGUUAGACGCUGGGUAGAUGGUCGCAGGCGUUGCCUAGAAGCUCUGGAUGGAUGGAGCCCAAGGCCUUUAGGGUCGCAGUGUUGUAUUGGGAGCAGCAAAGACGAGGAAACCAAAAUGAAACAAAGUCUUCUGGUGUUGCCCCCCGAGGGUGGCAUUCCUCGCUGCAUUCUCCGGGCAGGAGCAAAGGGGGUCCUUUAGAGCAGGGGUCUCCAACCUUGGCAACUUUAAGCCUGGAGGACUUCAACUCCCAGAAAAGCUGGCUGGGGAAUUCUGGGAGUUGAAGUCCUCCAGGCUUAAAGUUGCCAAGGUUAGAGACCUCUGCUUUAGUGUUUCCUGGGUGUGUGGGCCUAGGGAUCUUCCCCCCUCCCUUUUAGAAUCCACAACACUUCCUUUUCUUGCUCGAGCAUAAAGGCUAAAAGAAAAAAGGGGGGAGGGAGACAUUAAGAUUGGCUUGUGCUGCCAUAUUUAGAACCCAAUCCCCCCCCCCGCCCUUCAGGGCUUGUUUCUGAAUAAGGUCUCCCUCUCCCCUUCUUAGCUCUGUCACCUUCGAGAGAUUUUUUAAUCACCUGUUUAUUUUUAUAUAUAUCUAUAAAAUAAAGAAAUGGAAAAGGUCCUAAAUAAUAUUUAUUAUUUGGUUGCAAAAAAAACAAAAAGUGACCCACUGUUCACAUUUUUAAAAUAAUGAGAAUAAUUAAAAGAAAGAGAGAUAGAAG